Capsicum annuum is the source of this 2869-nucleotide messenger RNA. RefSeq lists its product as uncharacterized. NCBI's taxonomy places the organism in Eukaryota, Viridiplantae, Streptophyta, Magnoliopsida, Solanales, Solanaceae. The record is from RefSeq and is a predicted model, not a curated record. The transcript has a single exon. The coding region runs from base 980 to 2695 and encodes 571 amino acids.
ACAGAAAAAAAAGGUUGAUUAAGCAAAUAUAGUUAAGAGAGAAUAAUCCAAGAAAACAUAUACAAAGCAUGUAGGGUUAAGGGUCAAAUGAAUUUUCUAAUAAAUUAUGAAGGCAGAAUUCAAGAGGAAGAUUAAUUAAUAAAAAGAAUAUUAAAGUCCGAAGUUUGAAACGUUUUAUGGGUGCGUGACCAUAUCGGAGCAUAGACAAAUGAGGAAUGUUUUUGUACAGGUUGCAGAAUAUAGGAAUUAAUUCCCAAUACCCAAAAAUAGAAAAAUCUGUGCACUCUUUUAAUUUCUCAAUCCCCAACUAGUAAAAUGGCCAGCAGAUCUUGACCAUAUGAUUUAGAGUGAAUAUUUUUUGUUGUUAUUAUGGUCAUCCUACUGUAGCACUUAAUUUUUUUUUCUAAAAGAGUGAGAGAAGGUGUUUUUUGUUGUUUUGGUGGGGAGGAAAGAGUCUUUAGUGUUCUGUUGUGAUUUGUUUCUUUUAAGUCCCAAAUAUGCUGCUGGUCUUAUGGUCAUUAAAGAUUGAACUUUUCAUAAAAAGAUUCUUGAAAUUUUGAACGCUUAAUAUAUGGUUUGUCUGAGUGAGUGGGAGAGAUUACAUGGAUAUGGAAUUGAAAGAGUCUCCUUUUAUUGUGGGUCUGAUCAUUUAUUUCCCAAAAAAAGUGUCAUUUUUAUUUAUUUGAGAGAUUAGCUACCAUAAUGCAAUCGACAGAAAGAGUCUUGGUGAUCGGUAUCCAACCCAAUAUACAAAAAAGAGUCUUGGUGAUCUGUAUCCAACCCAAUAUACUAGAUUUCCAAAGCUUUUUCCUCUUUUCUUUGAUCUGGGGUUCCUCAGUUGCUCUUCUAAAGCAUAUUGAACUUGAUCAUGAACAGUGGCGGUGUGGCAUGAUUUGAACUUGAAAGUUGUUCACUUGAUCUUGGAUUUACUCGGUGAAUUUGUUCGAUAUUCGAUUUGUUGCUUUACAGAAUUACUCAAAUGGAAGAAGAUCAAGAUUUGAAGUACUUUUGCAAGUUGUGUGACAAGAAGUAUCCAUGUGGGAAGUCAUUUGGGGGUCACAUGAGGUCUCAUGUACUAGCAAAGGGAAAAGUUGAAUUUAAAGAGAAAAUGUUGCAAUCUUGGACUGAUGGUGAGAAGAACAAUAGCAAGAGAGAUAAUAGAACACAGUUUGAACUAAGUGAACAUUCUGGUUAUGGCCUUAGGGACAACCCCAAGAAAACUUGGAGGGCUUCCGAUACAAGCUCCCCUUUGCUGCCUCAAGAGAAUGUUUGCCAGCAAUGUGGUAAGGUGUUUCAAUCACUGAAAGCUUUGUGUGGCCACAUGGCGUGUCACUCGGGCAAAGACAGGGGGGGCUCGAAAGAUGAUAAGUCGUGGACUAGUGAAAACAAGAAUCUGUUGAUGGACAGCAACUCGGAUACUGAAGCUGAGGAGCCAAGGCUGAGGAGCAGAUCAGACACUAAAAGGUACAAUAGACUUGUAGCUAAGUCUUCCUCUUUUCGUUUGGUUAACUAUAGAAGUAUUUCCUCAUCUGUUUCUGAGAUUGAUGAGCAAGAUCAAGAGGAAGUAGCAAAGUGUUUGAUGAUGUUGUCUAUGGAUUCUGGGAUUUGGAAUGGUGUCAAUUCAGUCGUUGAGUCUUCUGACAACAAUUCUGUUAUUUUGGAGACAAAAUCAUUGUCUGUCGACAUGAAAGUAGCUAGAAAGGAUUGUCUAAAAUCGCCAUCUGUCGACAUGAAAGUAGCUAGAAAGCAUUGUCUAAAACCUGCUGAAAAUCUAGAUGAAACACAUCGAAGGUACAAAAAAAAGGUGGACAGAAACUUGAAACUUAAUGCUUUGAAUGGUGAAGCUCAAUCUGAGAACUCUGAUUCCGCGUACUUUUUAGGCGAAUAUAUGAAAGUUGAAUCAGAUGCAUCUGUUGAUAAGUUCCACAGAAAUGGUAAUUACCAAUGGAAUAUGUCUAAUAAGAGCCUUGGAGUUUGGUGCAAUGAGUCUAGAAGGGACACGGAAAUGGGAUUAAACAGAAAGACAAAGUACAUAAAAGAAAUAAGGAAUGAUUCAACCAAGGACCAUAAAUGUGUUAGCUAUGGAAUGGCUUCAAAUUUGGUUAAGAAUGAAACAAGAAAGAGAACUAAGGAUAGUUUGUAUGACACAGAAUUAGGAAAUGAGUCGUCAUUUAGGAAGAUAAAGCUUGGUUUUAAUGGUCCUGAAGGAUGCAAACAUACUCAGAAGAAGAAAAAGUAUGAGUGCUUCAACUGCAAAAAGACUUUUAGCUCUUACCAGGCUCUUGGUGGACACAGACCCUGCAACAAAAAAGCCAAUGCCUAUUUCGAAUCAAUAUAUGAAACCGAGGAAAAUGGAUGCGAUGCCGAUAAUUGUCCUAAUUACAAAGACAAGGGAAAGCAUAGGGAGACAUUUAGCAACAGAAAAUCGGCUGUUCAUGCUCAAGAUGUCUCAUACAAUCCUGAGAAGAAGAUUAAGCCUAAAAAAUUCAGAGGACACGAAUGCCCAUUCUGCAACAGGAUGUUUAAGUCUGGCCAAGCUUUAGGUGGCCACAAAAGGUCUCAUUUCCUUAUUGGUUCCAAGGAGAAUCACAAUCAAGCUUCAGCAGUCAGAGGAGAAUUUGCUGAUUUUCUUGAUCUUAACCUUCCUGCUCCUGUUGAAGACGUGAAUGGUGAUCCUGCCUUUGCGCGUUGGUAGUUUGUUAGAUAAGCUGAUUUUUGGUUAGGAGCAGUGCAAGAAUCUAUGGACAACAAGCAGGUCCGCAAGUCCGGUUUCUCACUUGUCAUCCCUGCAUUCUUUGUAAACAGUUGUAAGAGCCUUACAUCACUGCCACUUCUGGCAUGUUCUAUGAAUAUGCUUCAAGUUUUGCUA